Messenger RNA from Notechis scutatus (mainland tiger snake), 520 nucleotides. Lineage: Eukaryota; Metazoa; Chordata; Lepidosauria; Squamata; Elapidae. The record is from RefSeq and is a predicted model, not a curated record.
AUGUUUCCAGUUUUAAAGAUCAGUGUUUCGGGGUUGGAUCCAAAUGCUAUGUAUUCUUUUCUGCUGGAUUUUGCUCCAACUGAUAGUCACCGCUGGAAGUAUGUGAAUGGAGAAUGGGUUCCUGCUGGAAAGCCAGAGCCAUCCAACCACAGCUGUGUCUAUAUCCAUCCAGACUCACCCAACUUUGGAGCACACUGGAUGAAGGCCACAGUAUCUUUUAGCAAAGUGAAACUUACCAAUAAACUAAAUGGCAAUGGGCAGAUUAUGUUGAAUUCCCUACAUAAAUAUGAGCCUCAAGUUCAUAUUGUUCGAGUAGGAGGUCCACACAGGAUGGUAAUGAAUUGUUCUUUUCCUGAAACUCAGUUUAUUGCUGUGACUGCCUACCAGAAUGAAGAGAUAACAGCUCUCAAAAUCAAAUAUAACCCUUUUGCCAAGGCAUUUCUGGAUGCAAAAGAAAGAAACCACUCCAAGGAUGUUCCAGAUAUUGUCUCUGAAAGUCAACACAUGACAUAUUCUCACU